Penicillium longicatenatum is the source of this 552-nucleotide messenger RNA. Its product is annotated as Zn(II)2Cys6 transcription factor domain-containing protein. The transcript has 2 exons. The record is from RefSeq and is a predicted model, not a curated record. Bases 1 to 552 code for a protein of 183 amino acids. Gene Ontology annotation, molecular function: zinc ion binding; transcription cis-regulatory region binding; DNA-binding transcription factor activity, RNA polymerase II-specific. Gene Ontology annotation, biological process: positive regulation of transcription by RNA polymerase II. Gene Ontology annotation, cellular component: nucleus. Lineage: Eukaryota; Fungi; Ascomycota; Eurotiomycetes; Eurotiales; Aspergillaceae.
AUGCCUAUCGCAGAAAAGAAGAAAGAUUCUCGCCAUCGGUCCCAUAAAGGCUGUUGGACGUGCAAAAGGAAACGGAUCCACUGUGACGAAUCGAGACCGGGCUGUCGGCAGUGCUCUAAGCGCGGACUAACAUGCGAAGGAUACGAGAUUAGACUUCGCUGGGGCGCUGGUAUCGCUUCCCGAGGUCGAUUCAAUGGCGCUGAGAAACCGGUCAAAGAAUCGAUACCCCCUUAUUCGAAACGAAGGUGGGAUCUGCGAGGGAAAUGCGAACAAGGGGAUGGUGAUCAGCAAGGCCAACCAGUCCUACUUCUUGAAGAAAGUUUUACUCAAGCCCAACCACUGGACCAACCAGUUGCUGAGCGAGCAACAGUCAGUAUACUUAAUGUGCCUUUCGGACAGAAUCCGGAGGACUAUAUCGACAUUAACCGCCACUUUGAGCUUCCUGUAUCACUGGAGAAUGUGGAACGAGAUACCAGACUGUUCGAGGGAGUAGGACUAAAUCCUGGUCCAUAUAGUGAUAAGAUGACGAGGGGAUCCGCAAUCAUUGCUUGA